Sclerotinia sclerotiorum 1980 UF-70 is the source of this 1581-nucleotide messenger RNA. RefSeq lists its product with no specific name. Lineage: Eukaryota; Fungi; Ascomycota; Leotiomycetes; Helotiales; Sclerotiniaceae. The coding region runs from base 1 to 1581 and encodes 526 amino acids. The transcript is spliced from 4 exons. The record is from RefSeq and is a predicted model, not a curated record.
AUGUACCUCAUUCCAAAGUCCAAUACUACCGCAACGCAUCGGCAAUCUUCACCACAAAAUGGUAUGAGGUGGUUAGUCUCGGCACGUAUAACCAUUCCGGGGAAUUCAAAAAGAUGUUUGAGGACGGUGCAAAGUGCACAAUCACGUACACGUCCAUACCAUCCUGUACCGCCUCUUCAUACCAAAGCCAAUAUGUCUCCUUCCAUGGCGACAAAUGGAAAGUCUUCGGAAUUAUUCACAAAUAACUUUGACGAAUUAGACAACGCCUUUUUCGACGAAUUUAUUACCUUUAGUCCAUCCAAUGAGGGUCUACCUGAACCAAAGUUUUCGGAAGAAUCAGAUAGUAAAGAUAGCAAAGAUAGCAAAGAUCAAUCUUCAGAGACAUUGCUAGGAUCUUUACACGAUGAUGAUGCACAAGAGAUUGAAAAUAAUUGGCAAGGAGAUCCAUGGGUUUUCGCCCAAGAUUCAGCCUCACCAGACGGCACACAAGAUAAUCUUUUCUACGCAGAAAUUUCUGGUAGAGCCGCAAUAUCUGACUCUGAUCUUCUCAGCCUUGAAGAUAUCUCUUCACAAUCACCUCAAAUAGAAGCAUGGUCUCGUGCGUCUCUUCCAACAUCACCAGCACCACCAGCUUCAACAAGAAGAAAAAGUCGAGUUGAAGCACUUGCCAACACAUUGAAAAAGGUGAGCUCAAAAUCGGAAAAAGCUCUACGAAGCCCUAUUCGAAAAUCAAGUACAGUACCUUCAAAUAUGGUACGAGGUUCGACGAGUCAUGGAAAAAUGAGCCGCGAAACAUUGAGAAGAAAAUUGUCUUUGGAUUCUUCGAAAUUCAACUUUAAUCCUCAACAUCAAUCACCAAUGUCACCUCCACAAUCAGCUAGAAUAUCCAAUUUUUCAGAACAUACUUCAUCAUCAAUGAAGAAAGUACAAAAGACCGAGAUUUCUCAAGAUUUAUGGACUGGAAUGCCACAAGACUUACAAUUUCCAUCUGUACCAACCGAUUACAAUACACCAUUAUCAACACCCAACCUAGACAAUAAACAUACACCAGAAAUGAGAUUUCAUCCAUCAUCAUCAAAUGGAUCAAUGUACCCAAUGACACCAAAAUCUCAACAUGUGUCAGCCUCAUGGUCACAACCAGGAUCAUCAAAUUUCAGCUCAAUUGGAGCCUCAUCAAAUUACCCAGUUGAGGUAGAAGCUGACGGAAAUUCCUUAUGGUGGAAUCACGCUGCAACAACACCAAUGGCACAACCUUCACCGAAUACCCUUCACCGAAACUCACAAAGAGCAACCAAAAGCCUUGCUUUUCAUUUACAAAAUGAACUUUCAUAUAACAAUAGUGAAAUGAAUAUGGCACAAGGGUUAAUGAUAUCGAUGCCUGAGACUCCUAGUGGGUCAAGUAAGACGAAAGCUAGAAGGGAGAAAGAAGCUAUGGAGAAGAGAAGAAAAUUAUCGCAGGCGGCGUUGAAAGCUAUUAGAGCUGCUGGGGGAGAUGUUGGGAGUUUGGUUGAAGAGGCAAUAAAGACAGAGGGUCAAGGAGAUAGCCUUAAAGAAAGAUUAAAGAAUCAUAAAGAUAAUUGA